Messenger RNA from Vigna unguiculata (cowpea), 1704 nucleotides. Its product is annotated as chaperone protein dnaJ-like protein. The record is from RefSeq and is a predicted model, not a curated record. NCBI's taxonomy places the organism in Eukaryota, Viridiplantae, Streptophyta, Magnoliopsida, Fabales, Fabaceae.
CUGUAAUUGCCAUUUGAUGUAUAACAGAAAGUGGGGCACGCGGUUUGUAAACCGCAGGGUCAUUCACAAUGAUCAAAUCAUAACACCGUUUGACUUGUGUGUUUGUGUAUCCACAAUUCUAUUUCCUUAAUGGCGAAGUUUUUAACUCGAUUAUAAGGCACCCAAGUCAAUUAUCUGUUCUCCACUCUCAACUCUCAACUAUCCAUCCCGCCAUGGAGGAGCCUCUGCUAUCAGAUAAGAGAAGUGGAUCGGUUGAGGCGGACAGUGGAAAAUGGAGCUCGUAUCAGUAUGUGGGUGGAACUGGUUCUGCGAGGCCAACUGCUUCAUUGGCUGGAACUGAGGUAAGUGUGGAUGAAAUACGAUCUGCUGCUGCUGCUUCUUCUGGUUACUAUCCUCCUUCUCUUCAUGGGGCUUUGGUUGGUUCACCUGAGCCUGAUCCUACAGAGCAAGCUCUUGUUUAUCAAGGUGGAUAUGGAGGAGAUUAUGGUGGACCAAGACCCCAAUUCCAGAGGAAAAUUCUGGAUGAAGUGGAGAUACGAGAGUUGCUCAUUGAUCAUGUUGGUCAUCGUUGCUGUUGGGGUAGCCGUCCUGCUCGAACAUGGAAGAUUCAUGCAGUGGAGGACUGUAAUGUUUAUGUAGGAACACUGGAUACAUUUAUAGAGGAAAGAGAGAUCGUAAGAGAGACUGAACCAUACCUUGGUGGCGGUAUUGAUGGAAAAGAUAAUGGACCUGAACUUGGUAUUUGGGAAUUGGAUCUAAGAUCUCAGUUCCCUAUUCUAUUUGUACCCUACAACGAAGUGCGGCAAAAGAUUCCUCAUUCUGAAGUUAUUGAGAAAUGCUCAGUUUGUGCUGGAAGAGGAAGUACAGUCUGUGCCACAUGCAAUGCAGACCAAGAACCUGGAUUUUACAAGGAAAAUCAGAUGACUCAGUGUGCUACUUGUUAUGGAAGGGGUUUAAUAGCUCAUAAAGAUGGUUCCGACACAGAAUGUGUGAAAUGUAAGGGCAGGGGAAAGAUUCCUUGUGUGACUUGUGGAUCACGUGGGCUAAUUAAGUGUGUAACAUGUAAUGGAAGUGGUUCUCUUCUAGCACGCAAUAUAGCCAUUAUUCGAUGGAAGACUCUUUCAACUCGGAAAGUAAAUGCAACGAGUGGAGCAGCUUCAGUACCAGAUGAGGUUUUCAAUAGGUCCAAAGGGGUGGAAUUGUGCAACACUCAGGCACACCAAUGCACACCAGCCUUUUUUGCAGAUUCUUAUUUUCUGAACAAGUUUUCUUCUGAUGUCAUUGCUGAAAGAGCACAAGUACCUGCCACUGCAAGGGUCAUAUGUGAGAGGCACACAAUCUCAGUUGUGCCAGUAACUCGUGUAACCAUGUGUCACCGUCGGCAAUCCUUCAGUUUCUAUAUCAUAGAAUAUGGCAGGGAGGUGUAUCUUAAGGAUUAUUACCCUGCUAGAUAUUGUUGGGGCCUGUGUCCAUGUCUGGAGUGGUUGAAGUUGUAAUGUUUGAAACUUUUUAUACUGGCAGCAUUGAGGGGUACACCAGGUUCCAUCUACAAGAUUACGAGUUCUGUGUUUGUUUGUUCAGUUUGAUAAUAACAUAAGCAGAUUUCUGGGUUUGAGAGGUGUGAAGAUGAACAAUGUACUAUUUAUCUUUUUUUGCCAUUGAAUAAAUCUUAUCAUGUACUUGGUUUCUCUUUUUCAUAAAAAA